UGUGGGGGCGGGGCCGCGGCGACGCUGGGCGUGUGGGCGCAGAUGGCGGCGGCGCACGGCGCCUGAGAGGGCCGGGGCUAUGAGCGCCGCCCGGCCCCAGUUCAGCAUUGAUGAUGCCUUCGAGCUGUCCCUGGAGGACGCGGGCCCUGGACCCGAGUCCAGCGGGGUCGCGCACUUUGGGCCGCUGCACUUCGAGCGUCGGGCGCGGUUCGAGGUGGCUGACGAGGACAAGCAGUCCCGGCUGCGCUACCAGAACCUGGAGAACGAUGAGGAUGGAGCCCAGGUCUCUCCGGAGCCAGAUGGGGGAGUCAGUACCAGGGAUUCCGGCCGAACUUCCAUCCGCAGCUCCCAGUGGUCCUUUAGCACCAUCAGCAGCGGCACCCAGCGCUCCUACAACACCUGCUGCAGCUGGACCCAACACCCUUUGAUCCAGAAGAACCGUCGAGUGGUGCUGGCCUCCUUCCUGCUCCUGCUGCUGGGGCUGGGGCCUGCUCAGUGCCUUGCUCUGGAAACAGAGCUUGGUGAGCUUCCUGGAGAAGGUCUCUGUCUAGGGCACCUUCAGCUCAGGUGGUGUAGGGCUGAGCCGGGCUGGGAGUGGGAGCCCCCGCCCUCACCACUGCUCCUGCCCCCACCCCCGCGGCUCCGUCUGUGUGCAGUGCUGAUCCUGGUCGGCGUGGGACUGGAGGCGACCCCCUCUCCAGGUGUAUCCAGCGCCAUCUUCUUCGUGCCGGGUUUCCUGUUGUUGGUGCCUGGAGUCUAUCACGUGAUCUUCAUAUACUGCGCUGUCAAGGGCCACCGGGGCUUCCAGUUCUUCUACCUGCCCUACUUCGAGAAGUGACCGCAGCGCAGCGUGGACUCCUUGCAUCCACGUGGGCGUCCCUCUGACCCGCGCUCUGUUCCGUUCCCCUCAUCUCAAGGGAAGAGGCCCUCCAGGGCCCUCGAAACCCCAGCCCCUAGGGAGUUUGCUCAGGAAGUUUGGGGAAUGCAGGCCUGGCCCUGGGAAAGCCGCCCCUCGCCUGCUCUGUGCCUUAACUUAUUCUCCGGCCGUGCGGCUGCUAGGUUGCUGUUAUUUUGUGCUAAUAAAAGAGUAGUUAAUUCCACCAGAGGCAA
Rhinopithecus roxellana (golden snub-nosed monkey) is the source of this 1110-nucleotide messenger RNA. RefSeq names its product transmembrane protein 134 (gene TMEM134). The record is from RefSeq and is a predicted model, not a curated record. The coding region runs from base 80 to 838 and encodes 252 amino acids. NCBI's taxonomy places the organism in Eukaryota, Metazoa, Chordata, Mammalia, Primates, Cercopithecidae. The transcript is spliced from 7 exons.